This is a messenger RNA of Ochlerotatus camptorhynchus, 2841 nucleotides long. RefSeq lists its product as uncharacterized. Gene Ontology annotation, biological process: DNA integration. Gene Ontology annotation, molecular function: nucleic acid binding. The transcript has a single exon. Bases 1 to 2841 code for a protein of 946 amino acids. NCBI's taxonomy places the organism in Eukaryota, Metazoa, Arthropoda, Insecta, Diptera, Culicidae. The record is from RefSeq and is a predicted model, not a curated record.
AUGACCCCUGUGUUUCGUCCAAAGCGUCCGGUAGCGUAUGGCAUGUACCAGACGGUGGACGAUGAACUGGACCGAUUGGAGCGAAAGAAAAUUAUCGAACCGAUAGACUUCUCGGAGUGGGCAGCUCCGAUUGUGGUGGUUCGUAAGGCGAAUGGUACGAUUCGUAUCUAUGGGGAUUAUUCAACGGGACUGAAUGACGCUCUACAGCCCCACCAGUACCCUUUGCCUCUUCCGCAGGACAUUUUCGCUAACCUAGCAAACUGCACCGUCUUCAGCCAAAUAGAUUUGACGGAUGCGUUUUUGCAAGUGGAGGUGGACGAAAGUUCUCGUGACCUCCUGACCAUAAACACGCAUCGAGGACUGUACCGCUAUAAUCGUCUCCCGCCAGGGGUGAAGGCAGCGCCGGGAGCGUUCCAGCAGUUGAUCGACACGAUGCUGGUUGGCCUGAAAGGAGUGAGCGGCUACCUGGAUGACAUCGUUGUCGGUGGUACCGACGAAGAGGACCACAAGAAGAAUCUUCGGGCGGUGCUGCAAAGAAUCCAAGAGUUCGGGUUCACCAUUCGUUCGGAAAAGUGCUCCUUUGGAGAAAGCCAGAUUCGCUAUUUGGGACAUUUGCUGGAUCGUCACGGGCUGCGACCGGAUCCAGCAAAGAUCGAAGUUAUUCAGAAGCUGCCAGCGCCUAAGGAUGUCAGUGGAGUUCGUUCUUUCUUGGGCGCCAUAAACUAUUAUGGGAAGUUCGUGCCGAAUAUGCGUACAUUGCGGUUUCCACUUGAUGAGUUGCUGAAAGGAAAUGGAGAAUUCCGGUGGACAACCGAGUGUCAGCGUGCCUUCGAUCGGUUCAAAGAGCUACUUGGUUCCAAUCUUCUGCUAACUCACUACGAUCCGCGACGAGAGAUCAUUGUAUCGGCGGAUGCUUCAUCGAUAGGCGUUGGUGCAACAAUCAGCCACAGGUUCCCCGACGGGUCGGUGAAGGUGGUUCAGCAUGCGGCACGUGCGCUCACGAAGGCAGAGAUGGGUUACAGCCAGCCGGAUCGCGAAGGUUUAGCAGUUGUGUUCGCCGUAACGAAAUUCCACAAAAUGAUCUUUGGAAGGCAGUUUCGCUUGCAGACCGAUCACGCACCCUUGAUUCGAAUAUUCGGUUCACGGAAGGGCAUUCCCGUGUACACAGCAAACCGGUUGCAGCGAUGGGCGUUAACGCUACUGUUGUACGAUUUCUCCAUCGAAUACAUUCCAACCGAGAAGUUUGGGAACGCCGACAUCCUCUCAAGAUUGAUCAACAAUCAUGCCAAACCUGAGGAGGAUUACGUGAUUGCGAGCGUGAUUUUGGAGGAGGAUGUACGAUUCAUUGCGGACGAAGUGAUCAGCGGUCUGCCAUUGAGCUUCAAGAUUGUGGAGCAAGAUACACAAGCCGAUCAGCAGCUGCGCAAAGUAUAUCGCUACCUUCAAGAAGGAUGGCCAGAAGUGUCGACGAUCGAAGAUCCUGAGAUUCGACGGUUCCAUGGGCAUAAAGAUUCGUUGUGUUCUGUUUGGAAAUGCAUCAUGUUCGGUGAACGCUUGGUGAUUCCUGAGAAGCAUCGACUGCGGUGCAUGCGGCAGUUACACCAGGGACAUCCAGGGAUACAACGCAUGAAGUCCAUAGCAAGGAGUUAUGUGUACUGGCCAUCGAUUGACGAUGAAAUCGUUGGGUUCGUGAAGGCAUGCAAGCACUGCGCAUCCGUGGCUAAAUCUCCACCGCAUUCCCCACCGGUUCCGUGGCCAAAGCCUAGUGGUCCAUGGAAGCGUGUCCACGUGGAUUAUGCCGGCCCCAUUGACGGAGUAUACUACCUGCUAGCCAUCGAUGCCCAUUCGAAGUGGCCUGAAGUGGUGCCUACGCAACGAAUAACAUCCACAGCAACGAUCAGCAUUCUACGGAACAUCUUCGCCCGCCUAGGAAUGCCCGAAACGCUCGUUAGUGACAAUGGUACGCAGUUUACGAGCAGCGAGUUCCAGAAGUUCUGCAGUGACAGCGGAAUUGAUAACGUCACCACGGCACCUUUUCAUCCUCAGUCAAACGGUCAGGCUGAAAGGUUCGUGGACACAUUUAAGCGGGCGCUGAAGAAAAUCCAGGAGGGGAAGAACUGUGUUGGUGAAGCGUUGGACAUUUUCCUUCUAACCUACCGUACAACGCCAAAUCGUCAGGUCGAAGAUGGAAAAUCACCGUCCGAAGCUAUGUUUGGGCGUCGCAUCAGAACCAGUUUGGAUCUACUUCGCCCUCCGCCGGCGCGUCCGCCGAUAGAGCCUAAUCCAGACGAUGAAGUAAGGAGAAGUUUUUCUGCACACGAUCCGGUCUACGCAAAGGUGUACAGCAAUAAUAAAUGGCGCUGGGCACCAGGAGUCGUUUGCGGCAAGAUCGGCAAAGUUAUGUACACGGUCUGGGUUGAGGAUCGUAGAAUGGUUCGAGCACACGUCAACCAGCUGCGCAGUCGUGGUGGUACUCCAGUUAGCAACCGUACGUCACAAUCGUCGGCACCACCACUCGACGUUCUGUUAGAUGCGUGGAGUAUUCCUAGAACCACGUUGGUACCGGCAGCACCAUCUCCACUACCAGGACCAUUGACUUCGCCGGAUCUUCCGAAUCCUCAGGCCCCGAAUGCUGAGUCUACACCGUUGCCACCUGUAUCGUCCUUGUCCUCGUCGUUAGCUACGUCUUCGUCCUCAUCAUCAUCGUCUACGUCUACAUCAGCAGCAUCUCCAGAGUUCGCUUCAGCAGAUAGCGGACCAGCUACACCGGUACAACUUCCACGCCGGUCUUCUCGUAUCCGAAGGCCGCCGCAGUGGUUUGACCCGUACCACCACUAUUGA